Vicia faba (fava bean) is the source of this 684-nucleotide messenger RNA. The record is from the annotation of a GenBank genome assembly. Lineage: Eukaryota; Viridiplantae; Streptophyta; Magnoliopsida; Fabales; Fabaceae.
AUGCGCGAAAAGAGAAGAAUAAGCCUUGUAGCAGGCUCAUACGAACGCUUCAUCUGGGGUUUCACUCUCAACCCCAACAAACAAACCCUAAACCCUCUCUUCUCCUACCCUUCCCAUCUCUCCCUAAUCAAAUCCGUCGCCAUCUCCGGUUCCGUCGUCGCCUCCAGCGGCUCCGACGACACUAUCCAACUCUACAAUCUCUCCGCCGCUUCCUCCCUCGGUUCCCUCACCCACCACUCCUCCACCGUCACCGCUCUCUCGUUCUACUCGCCUCCUCAUCUUCCUUUCCCUCGCGAUCUCGUUUCUGCAGAUGCCGACGGUUCCCUCGCGAUCUUCGAUGCUGACGGUUUCGUUCAUCUCAAGACACUUCCUGUUCAUAAAAAGGCUAUCAAUGAUCUGGCUCUUCAUCCGUCCGGGAAGCUUGCCCUGACUGUUUCGCGGGAUAAUUGUUUUGCGAUGGUGAACCUUGUUCGUGGUCGGAGGAGCUUUUGUUGUCGGUUGGAUAAAGAGGCGUCAAUUGUUCGAUUUGAUGCUUCCGGUGAUUCAUUUUUCAUGGCUGUUGAUAAGGUUGUUUCUGUUCAUCAAGCGGAGGAUGCUAGGUUGUUGCUUGAAUUGCAAUUCCAGAAUCGUGUUUUAUGCGCUGCACCUGCUGGGGUUAUACUCUACUGCAUACAUGUGCUGUAA